This is a messenger RNA of Trichomycterus rosablanca, 336 nucleotides long. RefSeq names its product hematopoietic cell signal transducer (gene hcst). Gene Ontology annotation, biological process: regulation of immune response; positive regulation of phosphatidylinositol 3-kinase/protein kinase B signal transduction. The coding region runs from base 80 to 325 and encodes 81 amino acids. Gene Ontology annotation, cellular component: membrane. The transcript has 5 exons. Gene Ontology annotation, molecular function: phosphatidylinositol 3-kinase binding; signaling receptor binding. The record is from RefSeq and is a predicted model, not a curated record. NCBI's taxonomy places the organism in Eukaryota, Metazoa, Chordata, Actinopteri, Siluriformes, Trichomycteridae.
UGCACAUUUUCACAUCAGUGGUGGUGAGAAGCGAGAACAGAAAAAAGAGGUUUCGACACAACAGCAGAAUUGACAGGAAAUGGCAAACAGAGGGUUCCUUGUACAUUUUUUCCUUUCUCUUGUAGCUAUGAUCAGUGCAGAAAACACAGAGAGGAGUCCAUGCUACCAGGUAGCGCCGGGUACCGUGGCAGGUGUGGUUCUUGGAGAUAUUGCACUUACAAUUCUCAUUGUCUGUGCCACAUAUUACUGUGCUAGCAAGCGCCGUACCAAGAAAGAAAAAGCUGAGAAAGUCUACAUGAAUGUCAGAGCAAACCUCAAAUCAUGAGGAAAUGGACU